Messenger RNA from Exaiptasia diaphana, 1343 nucleotides. Its product is annotated as tudor and KH domain-containing protein. The record is from RefSeq and is a predicted model, not a curated record. Gene Ontology annotation, molecular function: mRNA binding. Gene Ontology annotation, biological process: regulation of gene expression. The transcript is spliced from 4 exons. Gene Ontology annotation, cellular component: nucleus; cytoplasm. Lineage: Eukaryota; Metazoa; Cnidaria; Anthozoa; Actiniaria; Aiptasiidae. Bases 61 to 1107 code for a protein of 348 amino acids.
CUGCGCUUUUUACGACGGCUUUCUUGGAAGAAGAAUUUUUUUUGUAUUUUUACCUGCACAAUGCCAACGUUUUCCUCAGAGCAAAGGUUGGCCAUAGCAGUAGGAGUGCCCACGUUAGCUUUGCUAUUUUUCUUGUGGUACAGAAGAAGACAGAGAGACAACAGUUUUGACGAUGAUGACGACGAAGACGAAGAAGAACCCACCGUUGCAAGAGCAUUUGAGACAAAAAUUGAAGUUCAAAUACCGAAACUGUUAGUCGGGACAGUGAUAGGUCGUGGUGGGGCAAAUAUAAAACAAAUUCAGAGGGAAAGUGGGGCUUAUUUGAGGUUUAAAGAUGAUGAYGAAAACGAAGAGGUUGUCGAGUUCGACGAGGUCAAACCAGAUCCGGAAAAGACCAGAACCGUGGUAAUUAAAGGUGAAAGAGAAAAUGCUAGAAAAGCCGAGUUUUUGAUUAAGAAAAUUAUCAGUGAACAGCCGAAAAUGUUAACUGAGGAGUACUACGUCCCGCAGAGGUCCUGUGGUCGGAUAAUAGGUCGUGGUGGAAUGACCAUUCGACAUCUGAGCAAAGUCUCUGGAGCAAGAAUCACUAUUGAUAGAGAAGAAAUACGGCCUGAUAUACCCAGGAAGUGUACAAUAGUAGGUACAGCAGACCAGAUUGCUAAUGCAAAAGGACUCCUUGAUGAGAAGAUAGCAGAACAUGAAAAGUUCAUGACCAGGAGACCUCCMAAUCAGAUGUCAAGAAGUAAUAAGAAAGACUUUGAUGUAGCCCAAUCAAAGGAAACUAAUAUGUCAUCACCAGUACCUUAUACAGUCCAAUUCCCAGACACUAGUGACUUCAUUGAGGUGUUUGUGUCUGCCAUUGACAACCCUGAACACUUCUAUGUUCAGCUUGUUAGAACUGGAGAAGCACAAAAACUAGAUCAGCUAAUUGAAGCAGUCACUGAAGAAGCAACAUCUGGAAGUGCUGAGAAAUUUGUUGAAUCUAUUGAGCCUGGUCUCCUUUUAUCCAACUCAGUGAUACUGGAGAAAUUCAGGAUCCACUUCGGUUUGCAUUUUCAGAAUUACUGUGUUAAACCCAUCAAUUGCACAAAUCGCAAAAGUCAGUGACUUGCAGAGGCUGAAAAGGUUUUARGUUAAGCAACACUAUUUUUCGAUGGCUAAAUGGCAUUACAAGAUUCUUCUACUUACCUUCAAAGCACUACAUGGUCUUACUCCGUCUUACAUUUCUGAACUGAUCUCUGUAUACAAACCUAAAAGAACACUUUGGUCCUCUAAAGAACUACUCCUAUCUGUUAGACCUUACUCCACGAAAACAUAUGGCUCUCGCUCUUUCUCUGUUGCCG